AUGUCUACUUUGGAUGACACUCAAGAAUCAACAUACGUUGCUGAUUCAGACUCUACUGCUUCAUCGAAUACCGGCCAGCUGAAAAGUUUAAUCGAAGAAGUCCGGAAGAUUCGUCCCAAGCUCUUUCAAUUUAUGUACAAUUAUGGUCAACAACGAGAGGAAAUCGAACUAUUAGAGGAGCAGAACGCAGAGCUCGAAAAGAAGAUUGCCGAACUCACCGUGGUCCAACCAGAGUCAUCCUUUUCACAUGUAUCAACGAGCGACAAUGGAAUGAGCAAUAAAAUCACUUGGGAUUCUGAUGCCUUGUCGAAUCUUCUGGAGUUUGCAAGACUUCCACCUUCCAUCGAUCAAAGAUAA
Messenger RNA from Cooperia oncophora, 357 nucleotides. NCBI's taxonomy places the organism in Eukaryota, Metazoa, Nematoda, Chromadorea, Rhabditida, Trichostrongylidae. The record is from the annotation of a GenBank genome assembly.